CGCUGAAAUUCAAAGUUGAGUGGAAGAGACUGAAACCUGCUCGACGCCGAGACAGCUGCUGUCUCUCUUUCUCUCCUGUCAGCCCGCGUUUACUUGUGUUACAACUAUCGUUUUGUUCCGACUUUUACUCAGUCCAGUAUGGAGGCUGGGGAGGAAAACUCUGGCAACGUCAACUUAAAGAGGCAGAGAGAACCUCUGUCGGAUUCAGAAGACAACAUACACUCAGUGCCAGCAAUCAGUGAUGCUCAGAAGCGGCGCCGUUUGGAGGCAGCUGGUCAGGAGAACCGUAGUCCUAAACCAACCUCCUCUGAACGACUGGCUGUGCUGGAGAUAAAGCCAGACACACCCAUAGUUCCUUCAGUCCAGUCCCGUGUUCAUUUGCUCACUCAGAGAAGAGAUGGAGGAUCCCAUGUGCACCAGCGGUGUUUCUCGGAUCCCCUUGAGAACAAGGGCCUCAGAGAGCAACUUCUCACUGAGGGAGAAUUUAGUCAACGGAUGGAACGCUUUAAAGCACCAGCGACUCAGGUCAGCCCUAACUCCACGCCGAGCCCCAGCAGAUCCUGUCCACGGACACGCUCCAACUUUGUGUCGGACAUUCAUCAGAAACUCCAGUGCACAACAACACCCAGCUCCAAGGAGGCCACACGCAUGCGCCAGAUACGGGACCUGGAGUUGAACCAGAUGCAGUUCCAGCCCAUCAGUGAGAAUGCUUGGCUGAAAAGAAGGAACUCUGAUUCUUCUUUAACUCAGCAGGAACGGACCCCCACUGGAUCCUCAUCACCCGUCUCAUGGGUUCCUAGAUCACAAAGGAGAGUUUGGCCUCCAGUGCAGCCCUGGGAUCAGGAUCCUGGUGAUGCCGAGAUGAAAGAUGGCAGUUUCACUGAAACCCUUGUGAGAGAUGUGGGGAAGCCCUCUGUAGACAUAAUGGAUGCUGACCUGAGCUCUCACGAUGAGACCAACACUGCUGAAAUAAUUGAUCAGAUGUUUGAGGAGGUUCUGGAGUGUGCUGGCAGGAUAGAAAACGAGAGACAGCUCGAUGAAGAUGGAGUGGACCGUGACAGCGGUAUAGGUGCUUGCUCUGGUGGCAAGGAAAAUGUGGAGACGGAGGUGGGAAAGAGUGAAGACGUCGAGGCCAAAGAAGAGGGGUGUGAUCAGAACAGAAAGCUUGAAAGCAGUGGGGAUGAACUCCUCACUUUUCCUCCAGCUGGCAUCCUCUCCCCUCUCAGCAAGUCUGUCGAAGCUGUGGUCACUCCUCUGCGACUGGCUGCAGCUCAAGAGUCUAAUCCUUCAUCUCUGCUGCUGACCCCAGACGAGACCAGCACUCCUCCUGCUGAAUCUGCUCCCCUGUACAGCAUUGACGCCUACCGCUCACAAAGGCAGAAAAAGCUGCCCACCAUUCAGAGCGUCACUCCUGCGCUUCACAGACGGGCUCCAGACACAUCCAAGCUUCAGACGUCCGUCAACACCAAGGAGAAAAUUGCGGGUCUGAAUGAAGAAGCAGGGAAACUACAAAAUGUGAUGAACCAGACCCUGCAAGCUCUGGGCUGCUGCACUGAUGAGCAGCAUGGACGAGGCUCGCUGGAGGAGGCCGAGGCCGAGAAGCUCCUGCUGGUCUCCUGUGAGAAACAUGCUGCCCUGGUGGCAGAGGUGGCCAGACUGAGACAGGAAAGAAGCUCUGAGUCUGAAGAGGCUAAAGAAGACACGCAGUACAUCUCCCAGCAGCCCUGCAGAGGAACUGUCAGCAUUACAAACAUCCAGCUGCCUCUGAAGGUGGAAUUUGUCUGCUCCUCACACAACCGCACAGGUCGGCCGAGCCACUACUUCUUCGUGCUGAUCCGCUAUGGGCCCUACAACGUUGUUGCAACGCCACUGGCCACGGCUGCUGAUGCUCGAAACGGAGACACCAUCUCCUUCUCAACUUCCGUUACACUGAAGGAUAUUCGCCCUUCCUUUGAGAUUGAAGUUGAAGUCUACAGCCUGACCCACGCGUCAGCUACCAGCGGCAGCGUGGACCGGGCCACUACUAAGUCACGGGUCACCCCCAGAAAGCUUCUGAAUACCAUCACGAGAUCGGGCAACAGUCUGACAGGUUCGGCUCCCGUUGCCAUCAACACUCGUCGCACCAGUAACUUUUCUCUGGUGGGCUCCCAUAAGAUCACCUUGUCCUCGCUGGGACACAGCAAAUUCCCUCUCGAUAAGAUGAAAUUUGAAGGCAAAAUCAGGAGGCUGCUUGGAGAUGAGUUUCAGGAAAAGGUGCCUUUUCUCUCUCCAUUAGAGGGUAACAUCUACCUGCAGCUGGAGAGCCAGAGCCACUCAAAUAUCCAGCAUCAAGGAUUCCUGACGAAGUUUGAACUAAUCAGUGGUUAUGGCGUCUGGCAUCGCCGGUAUUUCGUCCUGGAGGGAUGCAACAUGUAUUACUGGAACCACCCAAAUGAGAGAGAAACCAAGGAAGCAGAUGGCAGCAUCUCGUUGUCUCGGUCUCUCAGUCAGUGUGUCAGGGCUGUCAAGAGAGAUUCCUGUGCUCGACCUUACACGUUUGAGCUGGUGAGCAACAUCACACAGCAGCAGGACCACGACCAGGAGGCAUUUUCCAAGUGUUGGUUCUCAGCUGACACCAAACAGGACAGGCUUGACUGGAUGGAGAAGCUCAGUCAGGCUCUCUUGGACUUUCACACCUGGAACCCGACCCAGUCAGAAAGUCAGCACACAAAGGCAAACAGCACUGCGAGCCUGAGGGAGAGUAUGCUGUGAAACGCCACGCGUGAUGUGUUACAGUCUCCGUCUGUAAACCGUGACAUCUUCCUGGAUUAGUUGCAAUGACAAAAACACAUGUCGUAUAUUGAUUUCAUCACUGGGAGAAACCCGCUUAAUUAUUCUGUAUAUGUCCUUUAACCAGAAUCCAAUCUUUUAGUUGGUUUUCUUUUAUUUUGAAAGUCACAAUUCCCAUUGAAGGAUUUUUAGUUUCAUUUAAUCAGGUUUUUGUGGAAAUCUGGUUUUAUUUUGUUUUUUUCCUCCUCUCCUUUUGGGAAAUCAGCUGCUUUAGUCUUUCUGGGAUUAUUAUUUGGUCACUUUCAAUAGUUAAGAUGAAGUUUAUCUUGUAGUAUAUAUAUUUUCACCAUAAUUUACUUAUUUCGAUUCAGAUUGCAUUUAUAAAGAUACACUAAUAAAUCUAUUACUCUACUAAUCUAAUAAAGGAAAGUAUAGUAGAAAUGCUACAAAAAUGAUGCAAUCUCUUGUUUGAAUGGGUUUUUUUGUUUUUUCCUUCCUCAAAAUGAAAUGCUGUGAUUUGCAGUAUCUGCAUAUAUUUGAACAACAUUUUUCAGCUGGAUGUUAACAGAUGUUGGUUUUCUCCUGUUAGUCACUUUUAUUCUUCUGGUUAGGGAUUUCAGCUGAUGCUGUGGAGGGUGCUGACGAAAAAUUAUACAACAUAUAAAUGCAUUAUUUUUAUUGAAGGUUAGGGGGUCCAAUACACAAUCAUUGUCAUCCCUGACAUCCAACCUACUCUGGUGAUGUUGCUAAAGAACUACCUGUCAAAAUCUGACACCUGUCAAUUACAUUUAUCCCUUUUUCUCUAGAUGGGGUCUAACCUUCCUCCUCUUGCCCUUGAAGGGUUUACUUAUUUACAAAUCUAAAUCAUUUAACGUGAUGCAGCGAGCAGGAUCGCUUGUGUGCGUGAAUUAAGGAACUGUCGUCACUUUGUUCAAAUGAAUGUGGUCUGUUCUUGUGAUUGGUGAGUUUUCCAUGUAUUUGAGUUUGUCCCUAUAAAUGUUGUUUUUGUGUAGACUCAUUCUAUGCAUUUGAUCGAAGGUACCAAUAAAAUAAAUGCAUUGA
Molecule: messenger RNA, 3831 nt
Organism: Cololabis saira (Pacific saury)
Lineage: Eukaryota; Metazoa; Chordata; Actinopteri; Beloniformes; Belonidae
Gene: anln2
Product: anillin, actin binding protein 2
Exons: 24
Coding region: 139-2751 (870 amino acids)
Biological process (GO): septin ring organization; actomyosin contractile ring assembly; mitotic cytokinesis
Cellular component (GO): actomyosin contractile ring
Source: RefSeq, a predicted model, not a curated record